Molecule: messenger RNA, 4519 nt
Organism: Myripristis murdjan (pinecone soldierfish)
Lineage: Eukaryota; Metazoa; Chordata; Actinopteri; Holocentriformes; Holocentridae
Product: transcriptional repressor scratch 1-like
Exons: 2
Coding region: 38-937 (299 amino acids)
Biological process (GO): regulation of DNA-templated transcription
Molecular function (GO): RNA polymerase II cis-regulatory region sequence-specific DNA binding; DNA-binding transcription factor activity, RNA polymerase II-specific
Source: RefSeq, a predicted model, not a curated record
UUGUGUGUGUGCAUACCACCACAGCACCACCAUCAUCAUGCCUCGGUCCUUCUUGGUGAAGAAAGUGAAGCUGGAUGAUUUCUCGGCUGCAGAGCUGGAGAGCUCCUAUGGCCAUGGCCGAAGAGAGGAGCUUAGUCUGCGAUUCCACCAUCAUGACAAAGGCUAUGUCAGCGAUUAUCUGAGCCCGUCUGCCUAUGAAGAUGUGGUGGGCAGCGACUCAUCUGUCAUCACUAAAGUUCCCUCCCCGGGCCACCCGUCCAUCAUCUACGAUCGACUUAACAACACCUACAGUGGUAUCCACGGCGACAUCCACGGAGACUCGGACCAGCCGGACAGCCCGCGGUCCGAAGUGUCAUCGUCAGCAGGUGGAUACAUCAACGGGGACGCGGCCGUAAGCGAGGGAUACACAGUGGACGCGUUCUUUAUCACAGAUGGACGGUCACGACGGAAAGCCUUGGGAAACCCCAGAGGAAGCAUGCAGAGGCACACGUGCAGCGAGUGCGGCAAGACCUACGCUACGUCGUCUAACCUCAGCCGACACAAGCAGACGCACAGGAGCAUAGAUAGCAAGAUGGCGAAGAAAUGUCCGACGUGUGGGAAGGUGUACGUUUCCAUGCCCGCGAUGGCCAUGCAUCUGCUGACCCACGACCUGAAGCACAAGUGUGACGUGUGCGGCAAGGCCUUCAGCCGGCCGUGGCUUUUGCAGGGGCAUAUGCGCUCGCACACGGGUGAGAAGCCAUUCGGGUGUGCACACUGCGGGAAAGCGUUCGCCGACCGGUCGAACCUGCGCGCUCACAUGCAGACCCAUUCGGCCUUCAAGCACUACAAGUGCAAACGGUGUGACAAGACAUUCGCUCUCAAGAGUUACCUGAACAAGCAUUACGAGUCAGCAUGCUUCAAGGGGGCUUUCUCGCCUCUCAGCUCGUUGGGGGAAUGACGGAUUUGAAAAAUCACAUCGAGUGUUCAUUUUAUUAGAGUUUACAGGCCUCCCUCCAUCCCUUCUUCCUGAUUUCCCCAAUGAGAAGAGCAGCAUUGAGCGCUACAAGGAGGAAGUGGUUUCUCUGCUCGUAUCACAAAGAGAAAAGCAGAUUGCAGAAUCGCCUGUCUUUAUCAAAGACCCCUCCAGCCCAUCCCUUCAUUUCCCACUUCCCUCUCUAGGAAAUGGGACAAAAUCAUGUCUGGGACAUUUUCCAAUUCUUGAUUUAGACUGAUUUGUCUUCCCUUUUGAUCAAACAUGCCCCUUAUUGAGGCAAUUUGAGUAUCUGUGAAGAUAAAUAAAGCACAGGACGUUCUAUUUAUGUCCAGGUCUGUCCUCACGUUUUUUUUUGACCUGAGACAAAAUGAGACAAAAGCACAAGUCUUCUUUCAUUUCUUUUUCUUUGACACACAUAUCACUGGAGGACAGCUGGAAUUUAAAGCAUGAAUCAAAUCUUCAUUUUUCUUGUAAGAACACUUUCACAGACACAAAGUAGUCAUGUGAUAUUUUUUGCCUCAUUAUUUUAAUGACGUCUCAAUGACUCAGUCUUUCUGAAACUGAACUAAAACUGAACUCACUAGUAGGGAUGCAAAGAGGCUGAAGAAACGAGAUAUGUCAUCAAAUGAACGAAAGGACAUGGUGUUUUCUCUCUGCGAUGAAACAAAACACUUGUAAAGUUUUUCCUUCACACUUGUACCCUGCUUUACCUAUACUGUGGCGGCUCUAGAUAUCACACAGUAUCAGUAUCAAGUCUGUUGAUGCAGAUGUGACCUGCCAGCAUGCUUUGAAAGUGGAGCCAGUAUGAUAUGUUUGCAUAAGUGAGUAACCUCGUAUCACUUCCCCAAACUGCAGGCAAAAUAUCAUGAACAGACUCACUGUGGGUAAUGUGGAGGUCUAGGUAUGGCAUGGUACACCUGUGUAGUGGAAAAUGAUCUCCCACAAGUGAAAUAUCAAUGUUACUUUUUUUUUUUAUAUUAUUAUUACAGAAGGUGUUUCUUUCUUGAAGGUUAGUUUUUGUCGGUGGAAAGUGACAGGGAAAAUGUGAGACUGAGAUGAAGAUCCUGAACUGGACUCGAGGCCAGGAUGCUGUGGCCGGCACCCUGCACUGAUCCACCAGGGUAUUGCUUGAAAAACAGUGUUUUCAUAUAGACAAAAUAUAAUGUAAUUUAUUUUUCCUUCUCUUCUGACAGGAUUCAAACGAGGACACAGACAUUGAAAAUGUCUUGACUUCCUCCAAAGGUUAAAAACCUUUUAUUCAAGUGUUGGACAAUAGUAUUCUUGUUGCCACACAGUAUUCAGCUUUGACGUUUAAAUCUCUCUUAUGUAUCUAUUUAUUGCCUAAUUUAUUGUUUUUUUAAUGUUUUUGUAGAUUAAUUGAUUUGCACUUUAAUUUAUUAUAGUUUUUGCCUUUGUUACAAAUAUGCCAAAGCAUUUGACACUUUCUAAUUACUGAAUAACUUCUUACUUUUGUCCGCCACUUUAAUUAUGAAAAAAAAAAAACAAAAAACAAAAAAACAAAAACAAACAAAAAAAAAACCUACUGCAUGCAAAAAAUAACAAUAGCCUAAUAAUGGAAUCUAUGCCAGUUUUAUGAAUCUUUGGAAUAUUUUGCCAAACUUCUUAGAUAUAGGCAAAUUUAACAAAUUUGUGUCUUGGGCAAUAUUUCAUUCAUAACCGAUAGAGCAAUAAUGCAUGAUAUUUUUGAAGAAACAUGAGUCAUAACUGCUAUGAUACUUGUAAUAUCUUGAUUUUGUCAAGUACCACUACUCUAUGUAGUUCUGAGAGAUAAAUCCAAUUUCAGGGAGUUAGCAAACCAAUUUAGUGUUAAAUAUGGAUAAAUAUGGGUUGGGGUUAGAGCCCUAUAUUUACAAGAAUUGUGAUAUUGCUUUGAUGGGACUUUUGUUUUGUUUUUAUUGUUUUUAGUCUACUUUAACUUAUUUUUUUUAGUAGCUGUGAUCGUUGGACAGCCAAUAGCAAGAUCACAUCUUUGUCACAAGAAGCAGAGAUGCAGUUUAUCAAUUUUUUUUCCCUUUUCAGACCUUUGCUGGUUUAGUAUGUAAUAUAAUCCCAAACCUCUGCCUCCUAGUCGUAACUGUAUCUCGGUUAGCAUCAGCUUACUGACGAACACGUCACAGGUAAGCACUGGGAACUGAUGGGGCUUCCAGGGACUUCGCACACAUGCCACAACUCCUUUAGAUGGAGGGCUCCGAGUCGGGAAGGGAGGGGUCUUUUUGUACAUGGUUUAUGCACUGCCUGCCUCGUAUUAUUAUUCUAUAAUAUUGUAGAACGUAGAGGGUACUACUGUAGGCCUCUGGUGCUGAAACAUGGACGAAAACACAAUCCAAGAACAUCCUUUGAGUUUGUUCAAAUCAGCAAGUGAUCGCUUUCCUCCGAUUGGGUUAACCUGAAGAGCCCGUGAAGUGACUCUUACUUUUUUGGUUUUAUGUAGUUCUGUUGAAACGGGACAUUUAAAAGUGCCGGGAAGGAUCAUUCACAAGUGCAAACCAAUAGGAUGUCAGCUGGGGAGAGAAACACAAUUUUAUUCGAAGGGAUAAGUGGAUGGGAGAGGAUGUUUUGUGAAGAUUUUAUUGGUUGAAAUUUUAAUUUACACCCACAAGUGCAGGAUGAUGUCACUCUCUAAGAUGCUCUGCUUUACAGGCAGUAGAGGUCAUGUGAGGUCAUUUAACUAGAUGUUGCCUCUGUCGCUGCGGUCACCUGCAAACUUCUUAUUUUGGUCUUUUGGGUUAGAUGACAUAUUGAUUCACCACUUGUGUUUCAUGGCCCAAGAUUCAGCAAUACUCGCUGCAAAAACUCCUGGACGUCCCUCUGAAAAUAAAGCUGUUUUCCUCUCCACCAUCUUCGGCUUGGUGAGGUUGUCAUGGUGCUCCCCGUGCAAUUACAAGGGUUGGUGGGAGAGAAGAGAAGAUAUUUUGUCUGUCUGAGUCAAUAUUUCAGCACCAGAGCGCAUCGAUGAACACUUAGAUUCUACUAUGAUCUACUGUAGCCUACUAUAGCCACAAGCUAGUUUACUUAUUAUUAUAUAAAAGCACUUCCUCUUACCAAUUAUAUCUUUCAACUUUUUACUCAAAGAUAGUAGCACAAUGAAAGAGUUUAGAUUCAGGUAGACAAUGCCUUGUAUGUAGAAAUAUCAACCUCUUCCUCCUUUUUCUACUAUGAUGAAUCAAAACUCUAAAAAAAAAAAAAAAAAGUGACAUGUUGAAAUGUAUGAAUGGAUACACCGAAAAUGACACAUGAUGUUGAAAACCGUGUACGAAUUGAACACCUUUAACACAUGUUGUCAUUUCAAACAUAUUUGUGCAUCUUCGCCACAUCUGUUUUCUAGAGUGAAUGAAAACUCGACUAUUUUGCGGCGAGACGCCUUGUAAAUACACAGUGACGCGACUUUGGAGUCUGAUUAUUUCUACGGAGCUGUAAAGAGCGAAAAUGAUGAUGAUGAUGAUGAUGAUGAUGAUGAUGAUGAAUAUUUCUGGAACUUCCUGCUUUGUUUUUGAGUUCUUCCUCUGGGGUUUUUUGGACCUCCGG